AAUUGUGCACCCGUGCACACUUGUUAAAACCACCCACAAAGGAAAGCUUCAAGAGCUCUGUUUUGUGGCGCAAAACACAACCCAAAAAAUAUCAUUCAGAUUGUUUCCAAACGACGCCAUCAACAUCGUCGUUUGCAGCAGAAACUCUCUGUGGGACGCCACGACAAGUCAUUUCCACCACCCGCUGAGCGCAGCAAUCGGAAAUGAGCAGACUGCAGAACCCCGCCAAAGUCGCGCUGCGGCACAAGAUGAAGGAAACCCUCGGAGCGAUGAGUGCCACGGCCAGGGCCGAGCAGUCGGAGAUAAUUACCAGAAAGAUACAAGAGUUGCCAUUUUAUAAAAACUGUAAAAGAGUUAGCAUCUAUUUGAGCACUGAACGAGAAGUGAGCACGGUGGAGCUAAUGAAACAAAUGUUUGCUCAGAAUAAGCAGGUCUUUGUUCCGACGUAUGACCGGACCACGAUGCGAAUGGUCCGGCUCGCCGAUAUGGCCGAUUACGAGGGGCUGCCGAAAACCAGCUGGAAUAUCAAGCAGCCCGACUUUGGGGACGACACCCGGGAGUAUUGUCUAGCAACAGCCGGCUUGGACCUGAUUAUCCUUCCGGGAGUGGCCUUCACCCGGAGCGGACGUCGCCUUGGCCACGGAGGUGGAUACUACGACCGUUUCCUGCGCGACUACUUUGCAAAAUUUCCCAACCAGAAGGAGGCUAAAGACGGCACCGCUGCCGGGACCAAAACCUACCUUGUGGGGGUCGCCUUCCGCGAGCAGCUGCUCCCCGAGGGCCAACUCCCCAGCGACGAGCACGAUUUUCCACUAGAUUUAAUCGUCUGGCCCGGAGAUGAAUAAUUCGGUGAAGGAGGACGGUUCUUUUUUUUUAACCUGAGUGAAAUAAAAGCGGCAUUGAAAGACAAGUUGGUUU
Molecule: messenger RNA, 918 nt
Organism: Culex pipiens pallens (northern house mosquito)
Lineage: Eukaryota; Metazoa; Arthropoda; Insecta; Diptera; Culicidae
Gene: Mthfs
Product: 5-formyltetrahydrofolate cyclo-ligase
Exons: 5
Coding region: 204-845 (213 amino acids)
Biological process (GO): folic acid-containing compound biosynthetic process; tetrahydrofolate interconversion
Cellular component (GO): mitochondrion
Molecular function (GO): 5-formyltetrahydrofolate cyclo-ligase activity
Source: RefSeq, a predicted model, not a curated record